UGUUGAGGGAAGCUCCGCCGGUCUUGGCCAAGUGUAGCAUCUGCAAUUUUUUCAUCGGCAGCUGCCAUCAGAUUGCACGGAGUGUGUGCUGUCCUUAAACGUGGCAAAGAAGGCAUUGGACAUACGAUAAAAUAAGGACGAUGGCGGCGAACGCGGCGACGAUGCGGAUCCUGAUCAAGGGCGGGAAGGUGGUGAACGAUGACUUCACCCACGAGGCGGACGUGUACAUCGAGAACGGGAUCAUCCAGCAGGUGGGGCGCGAGCUGAUGAUCCCAGGCGGUGCCAAGGUCAUCGACGCCACGGGCAAGCUGGUCAUCCCGGGCGGCAUCGACACCAGCACGCACCUGCAGCAGAGCUUCAUGAACGCCACCACCGUGGACGACUUCUACAGCGGCACCAAGGCUGCCCUGGCCGGAGGUACGACGAUGGUGAUCGGACACGUCCUGCCAGACAAGGACACGUCCCUGCUGGAGGCCUACGAGAAGUGCCGCGCUCUUGCCGACCCCAAGACCUGCUGCGACUACGCCCUGCACGUUGGCGUCACCUGGUGGGGGCCCAAGGUACGGGCUGAGAUGGAGACGCUGGUCCGAGAGCGGGGGGUAAACUCCUUCCAGAUGUUCAUGGCCUACAAGGAUCUGUACAUGCUGAGGGACAGCGAGCUCUACCAGGUCUUCCAGACGUGCAAGGACAUCGGGGCGGUGGCCCGUGUCCACGCCGAGAACGGCGAGCUGGUGGCUGAGGGAGCCAAAGAGGCGCUGGAUCUGGGCAUCAGUGGACCAGAGGGCAUCGAGAUCAGCAGGCCUGAAGAGCUGGAGGCGGAGGCCACACACCGUGCCAUCACCAUUGCCAACAGGGCUCACUGCCCCAUCUACCUGGUCAAUGUGUCCAGCAUGUCUGCAGGGGAUGUUGUAGCCUCAGCCAAGAUGCAGGGCAAAGUGGUUCACGCCGAGGUGACCACAGCCCACGCGGUGCUGAACGGUAUGCACUACUAUCACCAGGACUGGUCACACGCCGCUGCCUACGUCACUCUGCCGCCCCUGCGCCUGGACCCCAACACGCCUAAUUACCUACUGAGUCUGCUGGGAAAUGACACACUCAACGUGGUGGCCUCAGACCAUCGCCCCUUCACCACCAAGCAGAAGGCCAUGGGCAAGGAGGACUUCACCAAGAUCCCGCACGGCGUGCCCGGUGUGCAGGACCGCAUGAGUGUCAUCUGGGAGAGGGGAGUGGUCGGAGGAAAGAUGGACGAGAACCGCUUUGUGGCGGUGACGAGCUCCAACGCAGCCAAAAUCUACAACUUGUACCCCAGGAAGGGCAGGAUUAUCCCGGGAGCCGACGCCGAUGUGGUGGUGUGGGACCCUGAUGCAACCAGGACCAUCUCGGUGACUACACAGGUGCAGGGCGGUGACAUCAACCUGUAUGAAAACCUGCGUUGCCACGGUGUCCCCCUGGUGACCAUCAGCCGUGGCCGAGUAGUGUGCGAGAACGGAGUUUUCAUGUGCGCGGAGGGUUCUGGAAAGUUCUACCCACUCCGAACCUUCCCCGAUUUCCUCUACAAGAAGAUGGUCCAGAGGGAAAAGUGCCAGGCUCUGAAAGGUGUGGAGCGUGCCCCCUAUGUGGGUGAUGUUGCCGUGGCGCACAAUUCUGGCAAGAAGGAGUUGGGUCCCCCUGAUGGUGACACACCCACUCGCCCCUGCACUCGACAUGGGGGCAUGAGGGACCUGCACGAGUCCAGCUUCAGCCUGUCUGGUUCCCAGAUAGAUGAUCAUGUUCCAAAGAGGUCCUCAGCCAGGAUUUUGGCUCCCCCUGGUGGCAGGUCCAGUGGCAUCUGGUAACCAUGGAAACCCAUACCAUAGGACCAAACACAGCUGCAGAGUUCAGUACAAGUAUGCUACUGGGCCACAACACAGAGAUGAAACUGUCUUUAGUACAUGUAAGACCAACCAAGAAAACUGCACUGAUUUUGAUAUAGCAGGCGAUUUUAAAAAAAA
Megalops cyprinoides (Indo-Pacific tarpon) is the source of this 1991-nucleotide messenger RNA. It is a transcript of the gene dpysl5b, whose product is annotated as dihydropyrimidinase like 5b. Gene Ontology annotation, molecular function: hydrolase activity, acting on carbon-nitrogen (but not peptide) bonds, in cyclic amides. The record is from RefSeq and is a predicted model, not a curated record. The transcript is spliced from 13 exons. Lineage: Eukaryota; Metazoa; Chordata; Actinopteri; Elopiformes; Megalopidae. The coding region runs from base 141 to 1835 and encodes 564 amino acids. Gene Ontology annotation, cellular component: cytoplasm; cytosol.